Saccostrea cuccullata (small rock oyster) is the source of this 1960-nucleotide messenger RNA. RefSeq lists its product as uncharacterized. NCBI's taxonomy places the organism in Eukaryota, Metazoa, Mollusca, Bivalvia, Ostreida, Ostreidae. The record is from RefSeq and is a predicted model, not a curated record. The coding region runs from base 567 to 1565 and encodes 332 amino acids. The transcript has 5 exons.
CCACCGUGACGACGGUAACUAAGAAGUGAAAUGCCCGACAUUCAAUGUAAACAAUAUGGCGAGCGAGGUUUGUCUGAAGGACAUUCCGGACGAUUUUUCAGUGGCAUUUCUGAAUUAUACACCAAUUUUAAGACAGAAACAAAGGGCUAUAGCCUUUGUUAAAGACUCGUACAUAAAAUCUGUGAAGAUUUUUUCGGGGGAAACAGCCAAUAGUGUACAAAUUACAGCCAAAGUUUACCGGAGUCAGCGAAAGAGUGACGAACCACAUCGGGUAGAUCUUGAUGUAAAUAUACAAGAAAAGAACUUCAAUGACGCACAUUGCAGUUGUAAAGCAGGUUUAUGUAUGCAAUUGGCAACUUCAAAGAAUGUCGGCAUAAAGUAUCACCCGAGUGAAGAUAUUCAGGAUAUCUGGUCAAUGUGCCCAUGUAUUGGCAGUCAUCAAUUUACUGGAGCAGUGGAAGAUCUCUGGGUACAAGGAGGUACCCUCAGAGAUUUCCUCAACCAGUUUGCCCCAGCAAUGGGAUAAACCCCGUGGUGAUAAAAUAAAAGCUGAAGCUGUUUCCACUAUGAUCAUUUCCUGUCCAACAAAUCUUGACAGGAAAAGAAAGCCAGUUAUAGCAUCCUAUAUUGAUACCAGGAAUAUUGACAUAAGUUUAGAUGACAUCAAAGAAUUGAAGAAAUUAAAGCAAAGUCCAAUUUCAUAUCUGGCAGGCGAAACAACAACCAACUUGACAGUGAAUACUCCACUUGGAGAGCAGUUGAUUGGUUCAGCUCUUAGUUAUCAUGCACCACUCAUUCAGCCAAUCACAAAACCCCGAACUGCAUGGAGUUGUGGAGAUACAGUAUUUCCCAAGGCCUUACCUUCUGAUCUCCAGAAUAUUCAACAACUUGCUCAUGAGUGGAAAGAACUGAAUUUAACUUUGAGUGAAGCAACUGAGUUAGAAAAAUCAACUCGCUCUCAAAGUUUUGAUGAGAGAUGGCAUAUCGAACGAAAAAAAAGGAUUACUGCUUCCAACUUUGGACUCAUAAUGAAAAGGAAAAAGGAUAUAAAUGAGACAUUCUUGAAAAACACCUUUCAGAAAAGAGAGUUUACAUCAUCAUCUACAUCCUAUGGGAAAGCGAAUGAACACAUUGCGAAACAGAUGUAUUUAAGAAAAACAGGAAAUCACCUUCAUGACGUAGGCUUGAUUGUUAACCCAGAUUUGCCUUUUCUUGGUGCGACACCUGAUGGUAUAAUGUGUGAGGAAUCAACAACAGCAAUAAUUGAAAUUAAGUGCCCGUAUUCUGUCAGAGACAUGUCUAUUUGUGAAGCUUGUGAGACAAGGAAAGAUUUUUUCCUCCAAAAAAAUGGUGAUUUGUAUUCUUUAAAACAUGAGCAUGCUCACUGGUAUCAAGUUCAGGGUCAACUGCUUGUAUCUGGGGCCGCGUUUUGUGACUUUAUUACUUACACCAAGCAAGACUUUUAUGUCGAAAGAAUUUUUCCCCACACACCUACCAUGGAUGCCUUGGUCCAAAAAUUGAGCGCGUUUUAUGUAAAUCACUUUAAGCCAUUUAUGCAAAACUGAUUCUGAUAGUUAAGAUUGUCAGGUUUUGUUUGAUGUUUUAUGUACAAACAUGUUAAUAUUUUUUAUAUGAAAUAAACAACAUUAUUAUACUGUAUAUUUUGAUUUUAGAUGGUGCCAAGCAUAAUACAAAACAAACUCUCAGGCCAUCCUUAAAAAAUUGUUUGUUUGGAAUUGCCGCCUGAAGGGUUUAAGACACAGGAGGGAGGGCGGGAAAUUUUUUUUUUUUUUUUUUUGAAAUUGAAGAUAAAUUUUUGAUAAAAAUCUCUGUAAACAGUAAAUGCAUUUUCUGACUUUUAUAAAAAGUAUCUACCAUCAACAAAAACCCUAAUUUUACAUAGAGCUGACACUAUAUUUCAGUGUUUUGUAUGGUGCAUAUGAUACAUGUAAUGGGCAAA